AUGCCAGACGAGGAAAAAAUCGACGUGACAUCGAUGAAACGGAAAUCCAAAACAGAAAAGCAGUCGAAAAGGAAAUCGGAGAAGGAUUUAGAACCAAAGCCGAUUGAAAAUCCUGAAGAAUACUCAUCAACGGCCCCACCAACGAGCUCUUCCGAACGCAUCGGCAAAACAGGCGACCUCGAAGAAUUGUCUAAAACAGAACCAGAAGGAACCUAUGUGGAUCCAUGUAAACGCAAUGAAAGUGGAGACUUUCAAAUGAUUGCGGAAAACAGUGGUAGCGAAGGGGACAAAGGAAAGCACUCUAAUAGAGGGGAAGGAAACGGUUUCAUGAAGGCUGCCCAAAGCCAAGCCCUUCGUCCUUUUGUGAUUAUCAGCUCCAGUUAUCUGCUUUAUACUAUCACUGAUGGUGCCAUUCGAAUGAUCGUAUUGCAACACGCAUACAACAAGAGUUUUUCCGCCAUGCAAGUCGCUAUCAUGUUUACGCUUUAUGAGUUGGCUGGAGUCUUUACCAACCUGGCUGCCGGGUUCAUGGGUGCGAAAUGGGGUAUCAAGGUUACUUUGAUUAUGGGAUUGACGCUACAACUAUUCUCAUACAGUUUGUUGUUUGGAUGGAAAGAUGAUUGGACGCAGGUGCAAGCAAUUGUCUAUGUAACAAUGUCCCAGAUGUUUGCUGGAAUCGCUAAAGACUUGACAAAGCUUGGAGGGAAAACCGUGACAAAGCUUGUGACGCCAGAAGAGCAGGAAACAAAACUAUUCAAACUUGUUUCUCUUAUCACUGGGUGGAAGAAUUCUCUAAAGGGAGUUGGAUAUUUCAUGGGAAGUGCAUUGGUCCAAGUCAGUUAUGAACUAGCUCUCGGAGUCAUGAUGGGGCUCGUUGUUUUGGCCAUGCCUUGGGCCAUUCUUGGACUCGAUCGAAACUUGGGAACUGCCAAAAAGAAAAACGCAUCCUGGAAAGAAGUUUUCAAGAUGGACAAUUCCAAACUUAAUUGGUUAAGUCUCGCGCGUAUGUUUCUGUUUGCAUCUCGGGAUUUCUGGUUUGAAGUUCCGUUACCUUUUUUCUUGCGAUCGCCGUCUUGCGAAGGAUUGGGAGAAACCCGUUGCCCAGAGUUUGAUUGUGGAACUGGAGCCAUUUGUGGUAUUGAAGGGUUUUGCGAGAAUAUCAAUCCUGGUGGUGGGUGUGGAGGACUUGCACUGGAACGUGUUGUAGUUGGCGCAUUCUUGGGAGGUUACAUCAUUCUAUAUGGACAGGUACAAUCCUGGACUCCACAGCUUGUCACUGGUCCCUUAAACCAGACCCCGCCUAACAAGCUAACGGAAGUUCUUUGGGGAGUAAUCAACUGUCUUCCAACUCUGGUGAUAUGGGCUGCAAUGACAUGGUCCCCAUCUUUUACAGAUUACGAAGUUACCGGCAUGACUUCUUGGUUGGUUGCAGUGAUUGUCACGUUUGCGAUCAUUUUCGCUAUUAAUUCAUCGAUCCAUUCAUUCCUGGUAGUGAACUAUGCAAACAAAGAUAAAGUUGCUGUGAGUGUUGGUUUCUAUUACAUGAGCAACGCUUUGGGAAGAUUGUUUGGUACUAUUGGAAGUGGUGUUCUGUAUACCUAUAUUGGCGAUAACUUUGGUGACUCCAUCGGUCAUGAUGCCAUUGCAGGUUUGGCAGCAUGCUUCCUUGCUGGCACAGUGAGCAGUUUGAUGGCUGCUCUCAUCACAAUGAAAAUAGACGAUCAAGACUCUGGACUUCGUUGUGGACGUAUCACAAUGGUUGGAAAUUCCUCUGUGACCUUGAGUGUCGAUAAUAAAGAUGCAGUGCACACGAAAGAAGGUGCUCUCAACGACCCUGGUGAAGAGAUUGAAAAGAUCUAA
Messenger RNA from Cylindrotheca closterium, 1860 nucleotides. Lineage: Eukaryota; Bacillariophyta; Bacillariophyceae; Bacillariales; Bacillariaceae. The record is from the annotation of a GenBank genome assembly.